AUGGAGCCACCUGUGGUACGCUUCAGCCCGCGCAGUCGGUUGACUCGGGACUACACGCUGGAUGACCACAUACCCAGCAACCGCGUAAGCGGAGGACCGAUGGGUCUUGAUCCCGACUUCAGCCUUCCACUUCAGCGCCCCGGCUUGGAGCCACGGUCCGACACGAUCAAGUCGACGGACAGCAGAAACAGUGGGAAGCAUGAGCAUGGUACAAGAACUCCGACAGGACGAGAAUCUGCUGAAUCUCGCGACUUGGAGUCAAGCGGACACAAUGGUGACAAAGAGAACCGAGAGCAGCUGCGCAAGCUCGAUUUCAACCUCGAGGCCAUCGAAGAGAAGAGCACGUAUGAGCCCUCGGUCAGCGAGACCGUGUCGCGAGCGUCGCAAAACACCAGCCUCACAACCACGUCGGCCAACAACCGGCUUCCCGACUUCUUCGCCCCCGACGUCUUCCAGGUGGUGCUGCACAACCCUACGACGGCGCAUCAACUACUCAAAUUCAGCCGGUCGAGACUAUGCGGCGAGAACAUGGAGUUUCUCGACAAGGUCGACAAGUACAACAGCCUACUAAACGAGGUGGCCAAAGCCAUGUUUGAGAUCCACCGCGACUACAUCUCGGUCAACGCCGACAACCAGAUCAACAUCCCCGAGAGCUUGCUGAUCAAGGUCAACCGCGACCUCAAGGCCGCCCUUGCCUCGACGCUCCCGAAGCUAGAGACCGUUUUUGUGGACUCGCAGAACGAGAUCGAACGCCUCGUCGCCAUGGACAUCUAUCCGCGGUUCGUGCGCCACCAGAUGACCAUGAGCGCCGCCAAAGCCCUGUCCGGCAAUCGGGCCAAAUACGCCGGACUCGGCGACUGUUUCGUCCUGACCGACCCGGCCAAAGCCGACAACCCCAUCGUAUAUGCCUCGGACGGCUUCGUCAAAGUCACGGGCUACACCCGCAAGGAGAUCAUCCCGCGAAACUGCCGCUUCCUGCAAUGCCGCAACACGGACACAUCGGCCAUCAAGAGGCUGCGCGAGGCCAUCCACGCGCGCCAAGAGUCGGUCGAGUUGCUCCUGAACCAGAAGAAAUCCGGCGAACCGUUCUGGAACCUGCUCUACACGACGCCGCUAUUUGACGCGGCGGGCAACGUCGUCUUCUUCCUCGGCGGCCAGAUCAACUGCUCGACCACCAUCCACAGCGCGUCGGACGUGCUCAGGGUGCUGGCGCAGACCAACGACACGGACGAGGAUGCUGCCAAUGGCAUUAUCUCUGCCGGGGCGUCGAAAAGUUCGUCAUCGCUCAAGAACAGGUUGAGGAACCCUUUCCGGAGUAGAGCCGCGGUCGAGCCCUACCAGUCGCCAGGCAUGGAGGACGGCCUGCUGAACAAGAUCGAGAAGAUGAAUCUGCGCAAGCAGAUGGACACGUUCUACACGGCUUAUUCGAAGUACCUCGUAAUAAACUACACGACAUUCUACAUCUCAUUCCACUCUUCCGGCAUCGCGAGCAUGCUCUACCCUGCCAAACCGAACCCUUACCAGACACGCAACAACACCAACAGCCCAACCCCCAACGUCAAUACUCUCUCCAAGCCUCAACCGCAUCCCCUGUCCCCAUCCAACUCAUACUCCGGCCCAGGUGGCGGUGCACGCUCAGGCCCAGGUUCUUCAAUCGCGGACCAAAUCAUCGGCACGGACAUCUUCCGCUUCCUAGCCAGCCACUCGGCCGGCUCGAAACUCAGCUCGGACUUCAAAGCCCGCGUCCGCGCCGCGCUCAAGCACGGCAACGCCGUCAGUCUGGACGUCACGCUGUGUACGAGGCGGUAUAUGGGGUUUGAAAAGUUCGUGUCGCAUUGGACGCCGUUGAAGGGGGAGAAGGGGGAGGUCGGGUUCGUGGUUGUUGCGUUGGGGGGUGGGGGGGAGUAA
Messenger RNA from Cladophialophora yegresii CBS 114405, 1908 nucleotides. RefSeq lists its product as uncharacterized. Bases 1 to 1908 code for a protein of 635 amino acids. Gene Ontology annotation, cellular component: nucleus. Lineage: Eukaryota; Fungi; Ascomycota; Eurotiomycetes; Chaetothyriales; Herpotrichiellaceae. The record is from RefSeq and is a predicted model, not a curated record. The transcript has 2 exons.